AUGAAGGCGGGCAUGCUUCUUGACACCAUGUACAUGUCUGCAACUACCAAGAAGGCAUACCAGCUGUCAGUCGGUGCUGUCGUGGGCACCAAGGCGCUCAUCAAGUCUGUGGGCACCAGCGCCUACACCUACAUGCCCAACAUCCAGUGUGGUGCCGGUAUUGCCCACGGUAUUGACAACGUGCUCCUGCCCAUGAGCAUGACUACGGUCACCAAGUACAUUUAA
Monoraphidium neglectum is the source of this 225-nucleotide messenger RNA. RefSeq lists its product as hypothetical. The transcript is spliced from 3 exons. NCBI's taxonomy places the organism in Eukaryota, Viridiplantae, Chlorophyta, Chlorophyceae, Sphaeropleales, Selenastraceae. The coding region runs from base 1 to 225 and encodes 74 amino acids. The record is from RefSeq and is a predicted model, not a curated record.